This is a messenger RNA of Drosophila simulans, 435 nucleotides long. RefSeq names its product NADH dehydrogenase [ubiquinone] 1 alpha subcomplex subunit 6 (gene ND-B14). The transcript is spliced from 3 exons. The record is from RefSeq and is a predicted model, not a curated record. The coding region runs from base 8 to 382 and encodes 124 amino acids. Gene Ontology annotation, biological process: response to oxidative stress. NCBI's taxonomy places the organism in Eukaryota, Metazoa, Arthropoda, Insecta, Diptera, Drosophilidae.
AAAUCAAAUGGCCGGACGUGAAGCCGUGAAGCGAGCCGUGCAGCAGGUGCGUCCCAUCCUGUCCGUGGACCGGGAGGAGGCCCGCAAACGCGCCCUCAAUCUGUACAAGGCCUGGUACCGCCAGAUUCCCUACAUCGUCAUGGACUACGACAUCCCCAUGACCGUGGAGCAGUGCCGUGACAAGCUGCGCGAAGAGUUCGUCAAGCAUCGCAAUGUGACCGACAUCCGGGUGAUCGACAUGCUGGUCAUCAAGGGCCAAAUGGAGCUUAAGGAAUCCGUGGAGAUCUGGAAACAGAAGGGCCAUAUCAUGCGCUACUGGAAAGAAUCGCAGGAUCCCAAGCCCACCGACUUCCUCUCAAAAUUCAUCCAGGGUGUUAAUUAGUUAUUCAAAUUGAAAUAGUUUAAAUACAAACUCCGACAGAGUGUAAAACGAAA